GGGGCGUUGAGCCGCCUUGGGCUGCCCGGGCCCGGAAGCGGCGGCGGCGGCGCGGGCACCGCAGAGUCGGCCAUGGCUGUGAACCUGAGCCGGAACGGGCCGGCGCUGCAGGAGGCCUACGAGCGAGUGGUCAAGGAGAAGUCCCCGACCGACUGGGCCCUCUUCACCUAUGAAGGCAACAGUAAUGACAUCCGUGUGGCUGGCACUGGGGAGGGGGGCCUGGAGGAAAUGGUGGAGGAGCUCAGCAGUGGGAAGGUGAUGUACGCCUUCUGCCGAGUGAAGGACCCCAACUCCGGCCUGCCCAAGUUUGUCCUCAUCAACUGGACCGGCGAGGGUGUGAAUGACGUGCGGAAGGGAGCGUGCGCCAACCACGUCAGCACCAUGGCCAGCUUCCUGAAGGGGGCCCAUGUGACCGUCAACGCCAGGGCCGAGGAGGACGUGGAGCCCGAGUGUAUCAUGCAGAAGGUGGCCAGGGCCUCAGGGGCCAACUACACCUUCCACAGAGAGAGCAGCCGCUUCCAGGACACGGGCCCCCAGGCCCCAGUGGGCUCUGUGUACCAGAAGACCAACGCUGUGUCUGAGAUCAAAAGGGUUGGCAAAGACAGCUUCUGGGCCAAAGCAGAGAAGGAGGAGGAGACCCGCAAGCUGGAGGAGAAGCGGCGGGCGGAGGAGGAGCGGCGGCGGCUGGAGCAGGAGCGCCGAGAGCGGGAGCUGCGCGAGGCCGCCCUCAGGGAGCAGCGCUGUGGGGAGCAGGGCGCCGAGGCCGGGCCCCAGAGCAGGAAGUGUGAGCCGCACGAAGCGCUUUCCAGGAGCCGAGCGGAGCCGGAGCCUGUCUGUCCACAGCCAGCACACCCACGGGAGAUUUUCAAGCAGAAGGAGAGGGCCGUGUCCACCACGUCCAUCUCCAGCCCCCAGCCAGGCAAGCUGAGGAGCCCCUUCCUGCAGAAGCAGCUCACCCAGCCGGAGACCCCCCUCAGCAGAGAGUCAGCUCACGCCACCUCAAGGCCCAGGGCAGAGUGGGCUGUGUCCUCCCGUGCAGAUCUCUGCGAGGAGCCGGUGCCCAGCGCCCCUCCGUGCUCGGUGCCGGUGGAAGAGGAGGCCGUGUACGAGGAGCCCCCAGAGCAGGAGACCCUCUACGAGGAGCCUCCAAUGGUGCAGCAGCAGGAUAGCAGCUCUGAGCCCGUUGACCAGUACCCGGGGCUGAGUGGGAAAGGGCUCUGUGCCCGGGCCCUGUACGACUACCAGGCAGCCGACGAGACCGAGAUCUCCUUUGACCCUGAGAACCUCAUCACGGGCAUUGAGGUGAUUGACGAAGGCUGGUGGCGUGGCUAUGGGCCAGACGGCCGCUUUGGCAUGUUUCCCGCCAACUAUGUGGAGCUCAUUGAGUAAGGGCCCCGACUGCUGGCCGAAGCCGAGGGCUGUCCUCCCUCCCCCGCCCAGACGUGACGCCCUCGUUGCCAGGAGAGGCGGCGUGAGGGUCGUGUACGGCGCUUUUCUAGGAAUGGGAUCCCCUGAUGAGGGCAGGGGAUCUCCCUCUGGCUUGGGUGGCUCGGCCUCUGUUGCCCCAAAUGCAGCAAUAACCUGGUGAUCUCCACGCACGCUUCCAGCAGCUUCCCUAGUCCUCCCAACCAGCCUGGUCCUUGACCCGCAGCAGAAGACAUCGAGCCAAGCCCUGCCCAGGGCCAGCCUCUCGGUGACCUCUGCCCAAGGAGCGGGGCACUGCCAGUCUGCGGGGGUGGGUCUGAGCAGGGGCAUCUAGAGGUCUCCUUCUGCACUUGCCUUUUUUUCCUUUUCCUCUUGGCUUUAAGGGACGGUGUCUAUAGCUAUCAGUGACCCCUUGUGAACAGUGAACUUAGAGUUUAUGACCAAAGGCAGAGUGGGUCCUGACAAUUUUGGUAGCAGUCUUUCUGGAACGUGCCCUGUGCUCCCCGUUUCUCUGUCCCUCUGCCUGGGCUCUGGGCAGUGGAGAUAGGGACCACCAAGCCCCCAUCUAAGUAUGUGAAGGAAGAGGUGGAAACAUCAGCAGACACUGCGUGUCCUUCCACGUGGCUCGCUCUUGUCUGCUGGCCCAGGUGUGCACCUCAGUUGAUACGGCUUAGGGAAAGGAACCAUGGUGGCCUGUUCCUCCUGUCUUUCCUUCUUUCUGCCCCAGCCCAGCCAUGCCCGCCUCUGGAGUAAGAAGUGCCCCACACCGGCCCUAGCUCCUGUCCCUCCUGUUGUAGCCCUCGUGUGUGCACCCUCAGACCUCUGACCAGCCCUUGGCCACUUGGAAGAGGCAUAAAGGUCAACGUGUGACUG
Messenger RNA from Physeter macrocephalus (sperm whale), 2298 nucleotides. It is a transcript of the gene DBNL, whose product is annotated as drebrin like. Gene Ontology annotation, molecular function: actin filament binding. The record is from RefSeq and is a predicted model, not a curated record. The transcript is spliced from 13 exons. Gene Ontology annotation, biological process: regulation of actin filament polymerization; neuron projection morphogenesis; postsynaptic actin cytoskeleton organization. Gene Ontology annotation, cellular component: cortical actin cytoskeleton; lamellipodium; postsynaptic density. Bases 73 to 1389 code for a protein of 438 amino acids. Lineage: Eukaryota; Metazoa; Chordata; Mammalia; Artiodactyla; Physeteridae.